This is a messenger RNA of Archocentrus centrarchus (flier cichlid), 4368 nucleotides long. RefSeq lists its product as uncharacterized. Lineage: Eukaryota; Metazoa; Chordata; Actinopteri; Cichliformes; Cichlidae. Gene Ontology annotation, biological process: positive regulation of transcription elongation by RNA polymerase II. The transcript has 6 exons. Bases 236 to 3622 code for a protein of 1128 amino acids. Gene Ontology annotation, molecular function: protein binding. The record is from RefSeq and is a predicted model, not a curated record.
CCCUCUGGCGGCGAAGCGGCAGACUACAACGUUUCCCCUGGUCGGCACCCUGACCUGUGGCUGACCCCACUAAAUCGGACAAAAAAGUAAAAACAAAAGAGCAAGACAAAGUACUGUCCGUUAUAUUUUUUUUAGAAACGAAACUCUUUUAUUUUUUUGACUCGGUAGUGGUUCUAUAGAGAGCUUCAAGACCCGCAGACGACCAGCAGGCAUAUUUGUGCCACUUGCCAAAUACAUGUCACCCUAUAUCUCUCCUCCCAUCUUCUCUUCUGAAGUGGAUGGGGAAAUGUGGUGCUACCAAAAACCGGGGUUUGAAACCCUCCUUCUCACUGAGCUGCAGCGACAGCAACAGUGCAGCCAGUUCUGUGAUAUUCUUCUUAAGGCAGAAGGGAUGUCUAUACCCGCACACAGCUGUAUUCUGUCAGCUUUCAGCCCCCACAUCUCCUCCGCUCUGUCCUCCACAACGACGCCCCCCGAGGGGCAGAGUCGCCUCUUGGAGUUUCGGGCUCUGGGCGCCUGCACCCUGCUUCACUUGGUCAGGCUUCUUUAUUCUGGAGAGAUGGCUGGGGAGGGCGAGCGGGAGAAGCAACAGGCUAUUUCUGCUGCGGCCAAGCUGGGCAUCCAUGGGCUGGUGGAGGUGACGAAAACGGAGCGUAAAAGCAGGGAUGGAGUUGGGCAGUGCGCCGAGGUAGGAGUGCAGACAGAGCCUCCGAUGUCUGAGACUGAGGGGAGACAGGGCAGGUGGAGGAGAGAGGUGAGGGAUGGCAGCACCUUUCUGUGGAAAGAGGUGAUGUCAGAUGGUGGGAAAGACAUGUGGACUCAGACAGAGGACCUGCAGAUAAACACAGCUUCCCUUGCCCAAGCAGCAACAUCAUUUGAGACCAUUGAUAUGAGUGCUUUCCAGAGUAUAGGACACACAGACCCCCUUCUUGUUCCCCCUCAGAUUGUACCUGUAUCUUUCAGCUACCCUGCAAAUGAAAGCCAAACACCUCAGCUGUCCUCCACUCACGUAGCGUCUUUGCCAGAAGCUGCAAGCACAUCUGUUGAUGUUGUGGCACAGCCAUGCACAUCUGUCCCCACAUCCCUGCCUCAUUUCUCAAGCCAGACAACCCUCUGUGCUGCUGACCCUCAGAACGGGUGGGCUAGCCAAGACGUUGCAGUGGCUGAAGAAUGGGAGGACGAGCAGUUUGAACAGUUUCAAGGUAACAUCCCAGGAUUCAUCAGGUACUUCCUGAACCCUGAGAAAGAGGAGGGGUCCCGCGGGGGAAGAGCAGGGAGGAGGCGAGAAGCUGGGAUCGGAGGUGCCAGGAGAGCCGAGAUGGGCGAGAAGAGGGCGAGGAGACCAAGAGGCGAAGGGAGAGGGCGAGGAAGGCUUACUCAGAUGGUGCAGGAGGUGAGGGUGAGCAGGCUGCAGAAGUCAUUCCUGCACAGGUGCGGCACGAGCAUGCCCAGGAUAGGUCAGGGAGGCGGAGCUGUUGGCAGGAAGUUGUGCCUGAAGAACAGAGAGUCUCUGAAAACGGGAAGAAGAGGGCGUGGCAAAGCGUGGGAGCUCAGCCUAGGUGGAGAUGCGCUGCAGUGUGUUGAGUUUGGAGGAAGUACCCCUCAGCGUGGAAGGAAAACUACAGCACAGCAGUUUGACCAGGGCAGUCUCCCUGCAAGCAGGGCACGAAGGUCAAGAGCCAAAACGGCAACAUCGGCUUCCUUUUCUUCCCCGCCCAUGCACUCCAGCAAUGCUCAUGCUCUGUCUACCUCUAACCUCUCCUUCCAGGCGUCUCCAUGUCCCAACCUGCUGUCACCUGCAGUCUCUUAUACUUUUCCAGCAUCCCCCUUUCUUGCUCCAGCCCCUCCACCUCACGAGGACCAGCCUGAGCACAUCGAUCGUCUUCUGGAGGAAGUGAUGAUGGGACUCGACAUUUUACCAAACAGCGACCGCAGAUCUCCAAAUGCUCAGCUUCCCCUUCAAGCAGGUUGCAGCAGCGGCGGUGCCUUUGCCUCCUCUGACAUCAUUUCAAACCCGAACGAACCACAGGGCCUGAUUUCAGAGGUUGCUGUUGUAGUGGGAGCAGCUGGUUGCGCCAGUUCUGCAAACGGUGAGGUGCUGGCUCUGGAGCAGCAGAGCGAGGGAGAGUUGAGUGACAUGUUGGACAACUUACUUCAGUCGUUUGAGCAGCACAUUGAAAGCUGUCAUGCCACAGAGGAGAGGGAGAUGAGCGGUGUGAGCUCCACAGAGACCUCCCGCCCUUACACUGUCCUGAACACCAGUGAUCAGACUAAAACCCCGCACAUGGCUCAUCUGCAGAAGAGCGCACGCAGAGUCAGACGCUGUCAAACACCUGAGCUGCAGAGUAAUGAAAAUGAGUCCCCGCAGAGCUGCUCACAGUCAUGCGAGGCCCCCGCUCGCCGCACUGUUUCCCCCAAACACACCGAGGAAGCCAGACCAACCAAACAACCUUACAAGAAAAGACGAAAACAGUAUCUGUUCUCGCUAGAGAAGAAGAAGGUGAAGGUGAAGAACCCGGUGUCCUCAGGUGAUGGGGUGAGCAGUAAAGGGAAUCAGCUACAGCAGAUUCCUGUGGUGAAACUGGAGAGGAGAGGCUUGCUGCCUGUCAGGGUGACACUGCAGAGACACGUCUGUCAGAGUCUGGAAGGCAAGGGUCCUGCAGAAACAAAGGCCAUAUCAUCAACAGUUAAAAAACCUCAUGUUGGUUUCUUAAAGACCUACCCAAUCAGGAGCCGAUAUAGGGAAGCACAAAUAAUGGACGCUCUGCCCUUUCUUGAGGAGCCACUUUCAGCAGCUCAACCAGGGUGCAGGCAAAGAGGCAGGCCCAGGAAGAAUGACCUUCUCAGUUCAUCCAACAGAGCGCCAUCAACACCACCCACUCAGGGGCAGCCUGUUGAUAUCUGUAACACAGAUGAACCGCUUGAGAAAAAUCAGGAGAGACAUGAGGAGGAGACAGCUGUCGAGUCACAUGAAGAGGCAGAGGGGCCUUUGAGGAGGGGACAAAAGAGGGGAGCAGAUUCAGAUGAGGAUACAAGUGAUGAUGCCACUGUGACCAAGACGGCUUGCUUUGAGACGACACAGCCACCCAACUCUGAACCUGCAGACUUUAGCUCUGAACCAACCACCACAAAUCUAGAGGAGGCAAUCGAUGUAGAGACAGUUUCUCUGACCAGUGUGGGAGGUGUUUUACAAGAAGAAGAAGAAGAAAAACCCUUGUGGAGAGAACUCCGAUUGGCUGAAGGAAGUCUGACAGAUGAAGAGAUGCAGAGCAGCGCUAAUGAGAUCAUUGAUGUGGAUGGAGAAUAUGAAGACAAGGAGACACAAGAAGAGGAUCACUGCCAAAGCAGAACAGCACCAACUGGCCCGCAGCCUUCUGUUUCACCCUCACAGUCUGCAAGAGAAAGCUGGGUCAAAGCCAAUGACGAAGAUAUCGAUGUGAUCGGAGGCUCCAGUCCCAUCCCUGAACCAGUGACCAUCAGCUGGACCGAGUCUUCAGACGGUGAGGAAGAGGAAGGAGACGGGGAUGUUGAUGUAGUCGGGGAAAACAAAGACAGCGCUUCGUCAGUGAUCUUCACCGCUGUGAGUAAGCACAGUGUUCAGACUGAGGUGAGCUUCCAUUAGCAUCUCUGAUAGCCACUUCUUUUUUGCUUUUCUUUCUCAGUUCAUGCGAUUUCUUCCAUCUGAAAACAAUUCAGAAUUUGUUUUAUUAAGCUGUGUAUAUUUCAGCGCAGGUGAAAACCCACUGACAUAGAUACAGUACCAAUACUGGUACUGUGUUCAUAAAUGUUUGUCUUCUCUCUAUAUUGUGCUCACUUCCAUGUGCAAACACGCUGACAAUCACAUGAGGGAUUUUUUGUUUUCCUAUUUUACUGACCUUUAGGAAAAGAAGAGCUGUGAGCAAAAUGUGCUAUUUGUUUUGUUUUGCAUAACUCUGUGAGCUUAAUCAAUACACAAGGACUUGGGUUUGUGUCAGCUGAGUAUACACAUGUAACUUUUGUCGAACUAUCAGAGACGACUCUAAUUGUUCAUAUUUGAAGGAUUUUAUGUAAAGAGUUCCAAGUUUAAUAUUGUUCAUAACAGCAGAGUUGUUGUUUAUAAACAGCAGUUUGUUUUAACUGAAGUGUUGGAAAUGCUUUAAAAAAAAAUCUUUUUUUUUUUUUUGUACUAUAGAAGUAAUCAAGGCUGUUUUAUUAGUUAUACAUAUGACAAUAAUUGCUUUGGUUGUAGAUAUGAUUCAUCAUAUAUAAAUAUGUGUGUGUGUGUGUGAGAGCCUCUGUUCUGCCAAAAACUUCCAGAAAAUAUUCAGCAUUCCUUGUUUUUAUGUCUGGUUUUGUUUACUAAUGUUCCCGUGGCACUUUUGUUCCAGU